Molecule: messenger RNA, 1653 nt
Organism: Zasmidium cellare ATCC 36951
Lineage: Eukaryota; Fungi; Ascomycota; Dothideomycetes; Mycosphaerellales; Mycosphaerellaceae
Exons: 4
Coding region: 1-1653 (550 amino acids)
Biological process (GO): secondary metabolic process
Molecular function (GO): CoA-ligase activity
Source: RefSeq, a predicted model, not a curated record
AUGCCGUUCCUCGCACAAGAACACGUUCCGUUGUCCAACGAGGACAUCCUGAGCUGGACUUUCGACCACGUGAAAUAUGACUGGGACGAGCCCAUGUACAUUGACGCCCUGAAGCCAGAAAGAUCGAUCUCAGCAAGACAGGCACACAAGCUCGUUCGACAACUCGCUGCUGGAUUCAAAGCUAUUGGUCUUCAAAAAGGCGAUUGUGUCUCGAUACAUUCCUUCAACGACAUUUACUAUCCGCUCUUCUUCCUCGGAGUCGUGGCAGCUGGAGGAGUAUACGCCGGAACGAAUCCUGCGUAUACGCAACACGAGCUCACCCACACGACCAAGAUCGCAAAAGUCAAAUUCGUGCUCACACAACCAUCGCUGUUGAACAACAUUCUGAAGGCGGCAGAGGACAAUGGCAUCUCAAAGAAGAAUGUAAUCAUUUUCAACCCGGAUGGACAUCAUGACCCAGGAAAGACUCCAGAGGGCUACCUGCAGUGGAAUGACCUCUUGCAACAUGGCGAGCAGGACUGGGUGCGUUUCAACGACUACGACAAGGCAUACAUGACUGGCGCUGCGAGACUGUACAGUUCGGGCACAACAGGUCUCCCAAAAGCGGCAGAGCUCUCUCAUCUGAAUCUUACAGCUCAACAUACGCUGGUCUACGAGACCAACCCCAGACCAUGGAAGGUCAAGCGUCUGCUUGCUUUGCCCAUGUUCCACGCCGCCACUGCUCCAGGUGCUUUCUGUACUCCCCUGCGAAACGGAGACAAGGCCUACGUCCUGCCUAGAUUCGACCCCGAGAACUGGUUCUGGGCACACGAAAAGUAUCAGAUCACAGACCUUGGAGUCGUCCCACCGAUAGCAGUCAUGGCAAUCAACAGCCCUCUCAACAAUAAAUACAGCCUGAAAUCGGCAAAGGUUGGCCAAUGUGGAGCAGCUCCUCUGGACAAGGCACCACAGGCUCGAAUGCAAGCGCUUCUGGACGAUGGAGCUCCUUUGACUCAAGUUUGGGGCAUGACGGAGACGAGCUGCAUAGCUACGCGACAUGCCUAUCCCGCGAAGGACAUUACCGGUAGUGUUGGCUGGCCACUGCCCAACCUGGACACAAAGCUUAUCGACGACGAUGGCAAGGACAUUAGCGGGUACGAUGUGAGAGGAGAGCUCUGCAUUCGGGGACCGACCAUCAUCAAGGGGUACUUUGAAAAUCCUGAGGCCAAUUCCAGAGAUUGGGAUAAGGACAACUACUUCCACACCGGUGACAUCGCUUGGAUAGAUCCAAAGACCAAGCUCUACUACAUCGUGGACAGGAAGAAGGAACUGAUCAAAGUGCGAGGAUUUCAAGUAGCGCCGCCGGAAGUCGAAGGUGUCCUGCUAUCUCACCCCGAUAUCGUCGACGCCGCAGUCAUCGGUGUACCAGACCCAGUAAGAGAAGGAGGAGAGCUGCCACGAGCAUACGUCACGAGACGGGAUCCAAACGGUAGCAAGCCUACAGAAGAGGACAUUGCUCAAUACAUCAAAGAGAAGCUUGCAUCAUACAAGAGACUAGAGGGUGGGGUGGUCUUUCUAGACACAAUACCAAAGAAUGCGUCGGGAAAGAUCUUGAAGCGGAUAUUACGAGACCAGGCCAAGAAAGAGAUGAGCUCGGGGAAGUCGAAGUUGUAG